CACUUCUUCUUCGUCUUCAGAUAUAAAUAAAUCGGAAGGAGACGCUGAACAAGCUCUAUACUCUUAACUGAAGAAUCCACGACGAACAACACUACUUCCUAAGAGAUUUCAUGGCGAAUUCUGGCGCAGAUAAGAUAAAGCUCUACUCUUACUGGAUAAGCUCGUGUGCUCAUCGUGUCCGUAUCGCCCUCGCUUUAAAAGGGAUUGAUUAUGAGUAUAUACCAGUGAAGCUCAAAGGGAAUCAGUUCGAUCCAGAUUUCAAGAAGAUCAAUCCAAUGGGUACUGUACCAGCGCUUGUUGAUGGAGGUGUUGUCAUUAAUGAUUCUUUUGCCAUUAUAAUGUAUCUGGAUGAGAAGUAUCCUGAGCCACCUCUGUUACCUCUUGACCUCCAUAAAAGGGCCGUUAAUUUCCAGGCGAUGAGUAUUGUCUUGUCUGGCAUACAGCCUCAUCAAAAUAUGGGUGUUAUUAGGUAUAUCGAGGAAAAGGUAAAGAUAAAUGCGGAGGAGAAAACUAUUUGGGUGGAAAACGCUAUCACAAAAGGAUUUACAGCUCUCGAGAAACUGUUGGUGAGUUGCGCGGGUAAACAUGCGACUGGUGAUGAAAUUUACCUGGCUGAUCUCUUUCUAGCACCACAGAUUCAUGCGGCAAUCAACAGAUUCCAGAUUAACAUGGAACCUUACCCGACUCUUGCAAAGUGUUACGAGUCAUACAACGAACUGCCUGCAUUUCAAAAUACUGUCCCAGAGAAGCAGCCAGAUGCUCCUUCCACCAUAUGAUUCUGUGAAUCGUAAGCUACUCUCAGCUCAAUAAAACCUCAUAGUCAACAACAAAAAUGAUGAUAAUAAUACCUUGUACUGGUAUAUAUAUGUAUCAUAUAAACCAGUUUACUUCUUAGUUGCUCCACUUGUAUUAUACAAAUUAAGGUCUGAGAGUUGAAAAUUUGCAAAAAUAACUCCUAAAUUCUAAUAAUCGGCGUUUAGUGUGCAACU
Molecule: messenger RNA, 989 nt
Organism: Capsella rubella
Lineage: Eukaryota; Viridiplantae; Streptophyta; Magnoliopsida; Brassicales; Brassicaceae
Product: glutathione S-transferase Z1
Exons: 10
Coding region: 111-776 (221 amino acids)
Biological process (GO): L-phenylalanine catabolic process; glutathione metabolic process
Cellular component (GO): cytoplasm
Molecular function (GO): maleylacetoacetate isomerase activity; glutathione transferase activity
Source: RefSeq, a predicted model, not a curated record